AUGGCUACUGUCGAAAGUGAGUGUUUUGAAGUUCUUAACUGUCUUUUAAAGGCUGUUCAAGCCAACGAGGAUUCUAGUUCUUUUGAGAACUCUUGCACGGAUCCUCUGCGCAUUCCUAGUGGUAAAAGUGAAGAGUCGAAAGAACUUCGAAAGAAGUGGAUUAAUCUCAUUUCACGCAGGGAUUUCUCUCCUACAAUUGGUCAUAGAAUUUGUUCGUUGCAUUUUCCUGGGGGACGUAAAACCUAUUUAAACAACCUUCCUACGAUUGUUCCCAAAGCAACCAGACCUACACCAACGAAACCUCGUUCAACGGUAAAGGCAAAAAAUCGGACUCUUGUAUCAUGUACAAAAUCUGUACCUGCUAAACGCAGACCUUUUUCAGAACUUGAUGAUAACAAUAAUUCAUCACGCUCAAUAGAAGAACCAGAUAAAAUGGCUACACCUGUAAAUGAGAAUAUUGAUCCUAUUGCUUGUUUACAAGAACAAACGGAAAAACUUUUAGCAACUAAUGAGAAACUUAAGGAGGAGAAUGGAAGACUUAAAAAUGAAAAUAAAUGUCAAAAAGAUGAGAUAAGAGGAUUAACGGAGCAACUGGAACAAGAGAGGAAAAGAAUACGUUUUUCAAUUGAAUGUUUUAAGGACAAUGACAUUCUCAUUAGGUUUUAUACGGGGCUGGAAGACUACAAAACCUUCAAAACAUUGUUUGAUUCAUUUGGACCGGCAGUGAAUAAUCUGGUGUAUUAUGGUACCAAGACUGAUUUGGAAAGGUUAAGCUCUGAAGAUGUAAUUAAACGUGGACCUAAAAGAACAAAUUCACCUGAACAGGAAUUUUUCCUUGUGUUGGCUCGCUUGCGAUUGGGGCUUUUAGAAGAAGAUAUAGCGACCAGAGCUGGGUUGUCUCAAUCACAUAUGUCAAGAAUAUUUAUUACUUGGGUUGACUUCUUGCAUUCAAGGUUACGUAGCUUUCCAAUUUGGCCAUCCAGAAAAGCAGUUGAUAAUUCAAUGCCAGCUUCAUUUAGAGAUAUGUAUCCUUCGACACGAGUUAUUAUUGAUUGCACAGAAAUAUUUAUUGAAAAACCAAAUUCUUUUAGAAGUCAAAGUGCAACAUUCUCCACUUACAAAAGCCACAACACUGCCAAGGGUUUAGUUGGCAUAAGCCCAUCAGGAGCUGUCACUUUUGUAUCGGAUUUGUAUGCAGGAAGAUCAAGUGAUCAACAAAUUACUAUUGAUUGUGGAAUUCUGAACUUGGUAGAAAAUGGAGACUCAAUUAUGGCUGAUAGAGGAUUUGAUAUUGAGCACAAUUUACCAGAUGGAGUGUCACUAAAUAUACCACCAUUCAUGCGUGAGAAAGAGCACUUGUCAAUUGAAGAGGAAACCAAGACUCGAAGAAUAGCUUCUGUUAGGAUCCAUGUGGAGCGGGCAAUUGCCAGAAUAAAGAAUUUUAAAAUUUUAAGUACAGUCUUUCCAAUUUCCAUGGCAGCAAAUUUAAACAAAAUUUGGGUGAUUUGUUGUUACCUUUCUAACUUUUUACCACCACUACUUGUAGAAAAUAACAAGCUGGACUAG
Molecule: messenger RNA, 1566 nt
Organism: Dendronephthya gigantea
Lineage: Eukaryota; Metazoa; Cnidaria; Anthozoa; Malacalcyonacea; Nephtheidae
Exons: 2
Coding region: 1-1566 (521 amino acids)
Source: RefSeq, a predicted model, not a curated record